This is a messenger RNA of Varanus komodoensis (Komodo dragon), 879 nucleotides long. RefSeq names its product leucine rich repeat containing 38 (gene LRRC38). The transcript has 2 exons. NCBI's taxonomy places the organism in Eukaryota, Metazoa, Chordata, Lepidosauria, Squamata, Varanidae. Gene Ontology annotation, cellular component: voltage-gated potassium channel complex. The record is from RefSeq and is a predicted model, not a curated record. Gene Ontology annotation, molecular function: transmembrane transporter binding; potassium channel activator activity; voltage-gated potassium channel activity. Bases 1 to 879 code for a protein of 292 amino acids.
AUGACCCUUCGCCCCCCGCCCUGCCGCCUCCCUCCCUCGCUCGUUCUCUGCUUGGUCUUGCUCCCCCUCGGGUACUGCUGCCCGCCCGUCUGUCGCUGCAUGGACUACCACACCAUCGACUGCCGGGACCAAGGGCUCCCGCGCGUCCCCAGCCCCUUCCCGCUGGACGUCCGGAAGCUCCUCAUCGCAGGCAACCGCAUCCAGCAGAUCCCGGCGGACUUCUUCAUCUUCUACAGCGACCUCGUCUACCUGGACUUCAGGAACAACUCCAUCGCCACCCUGGAGGAAGGCACGUUCAGCAGCUCCAGCAAGCUGGUGUAUCUGGACCUGAGCUACAACAACCUGACACAGCUCGACGCCGGCAUCUUCAAGUCCGCCGAGAAGCUGAUCAAGCUCAGCCUGGGCAACAACAACCUGGCGGAGGUGGACGAGGCGGCCUUCGAGAGCCUGGAGCAGCUCCAGGUGCUGGAGCUGAACGACAACAACCUGCAGACGCUGAACGUGGCCGCCCUGGACGCGCUGCCCAACCUCCGCGCCCUUCGCCUGGAGGGGAACCCCUGGCUGUGCGACUGCGACUUCGCCAGCCUUUUCAGCUGGCUAGAGGACAACGCGCCCAAGCUCCAGAAGGGUCUCAAUGAAAUCCAGUGCACUGUUCCUGUGGAGGAAAUCACAGUAUAUCUCAGCGAAUUAUCAGAAGCCAGUUUCAGGGAUUGCAAAUUUAAUCUGUCGCUCACGGACCUUAUUAUCAUAAUCUUCUCCGGCGUUGCCGUCUCCAUCGCCGCAAUUGCCUCCAGCUUCAUUUUGGCACUGAUUGUGAACUGCUUCCAAAGAUGUGCCCCCAGUAAAGAUGAUGAUGAAGAUGAAGAUGAGGAAGACUGA